Molecule: messenger RNA, 817 nt
Organism: Guillardia theta CCMP2712
Lineage: Eukaryota; Cryptophyceae; Pyrenomonadales; Geminigeraceae
Exons: 4
Coding region: 93-677 (194 amino acids)
Source: RefSeq, a predicted model, not a curated record
CUGCCGAGCUCAUCGAGAACCACCUGCCCUCCUUUGACCUGGAAGGGCACAACAUCUGCGAGAUCCCAGUGAAGCUGCAGUUUGCUGCGACUAUGAUCUUCCUGACCCUCAUGUUCAACAACAUCGCGGGUAUGAGCAUGGCGGCAAGGAUUUGCCUCACUUGCACUCAUCACAAGCUUGGCGAUGGCGAUUUCGUGGGGGAGCUGGUAAAGGAAGUUUCAGACACAGAGGAAGCGCGAAGUUUGAAUGUCUCCAUGGUCAAGAGAGUCAUCAUCCUGAUCUGCGCUGUCCUGACCGAGGUCUGCACUUGGUACGGCAUCCUCAUGGCCGGGGUUCUCUUCAUCUUCACCUCCCCUACCGUGGACCUGGUCAUCCGCUCCACUGUCGCCGUCAUGUUCGUCCUCAACGUCGACGAGAUCGUCUUCGAGUCGUGCUGCCCAGAAAAGAUCAAAGAAGAUGUUCAGGAGACCAAGUAUCGCGUUCCCAAGAUCAACCUCAGCAACAAGACUGAGCAGCUCAUGGCCCAUCACUUCGGGGUGUACAUCUACCUCCCUCUUCUCAUAUUCAUCACAGCUGCAAUCAUUUUUGGCCUGAGACAGUCUGUACUGAGCUGUGAAUGGCCGCCUCCCAUGUGGCAGUCUUGCGAAGUCAAGGGCAACUGCAAUGUUACAACGUAGGCAGAGAGUCCUUGUGAAAGAGAAGCUUGUUGAGGCUCGCCAAUUAACACAUGAUGUGCAAUCGAUGACUGAAGUGAUGUGCAAUAGAAGGCAGGGUUUGCAAAUCGGUGAAAGAUUAAUGAAGGAGUGACUUAAGAAGA